Messenger RNA from Sinocyclocheilus grahami, 6930 nucleotides. RefSeq names its product RAB44, member RAS oncogene family (gene rab44). Gene Ontology annotation, molecular function: GTPase activity; GTP binding. The coding region runs from base 1 to 6819 and encodes 2272 amino acids. NCBI's taxonomy places the organism in Eukaryota, Metazoa, Chordata, Actinopteri, Cypriniformes, Cyprinidae. The transcript has 10 exons. The record is from RefSeq and is a predicted model, not a curated record.
AUGGAUGCAGAACCCGUCGUGAUAUCAGAUGUGGACACUGUGUAUAAUGAUAGUGAAUCAGAAAACCCAGAGCAAAACAGGGAAUUAAUAGAGGAGCAAACUGAUACAUCCUCUGAUAAAAACCUGCAAGUAUUACUUGAAAGAGACACAAUUCUUAAACAUAGUGACAUCAGCAUCAUUCCUAAAGAUUCUCACAGAGAAGAGGCACACUCAAAAUCAAGUCCAGUUAUUCAUAAGAGAAAAAUGGGCUCAACUCGUAGACCUCUCAAAGGGAAUAAUAUGACUACUGAGUCAGAUUUGAUUCAAAAUGACACUUCCUCUGAUGCAAAACAGGAAGCAUUAAAAGUAUCUGACAAUGCUGAGUGUGAAGUUCAGGAAGAUACAGACGCAAUUCCCAAGCAAAGUGACACCACCAUCAUUCCUGAAGAUACUCAGAGAGAGGAGGCACACUCAGAAUUCACAGUUAUUCACAAGAGAAAAAUGGGCUCAACUCGUAGACCUCUCAGAGGGAAAAAUGGACAAAGAAAAGAAAAAGAACAUCAUGAUGAAAACGAGACACCUGACAGUGAAGGUAUAUUCAAGGUAGAGAAAGAAACAAUUAGUUUAGAGGAUGAACCUAGUCUAGACGAAUCUACAUUACAAAGUUUAAAAGAUGGAGCUAAAGAACAGGAGAUGGAAAUGUGCGAGAAGAAUGAUGUUGGUCCUGUUAAAGGGUCUAAAUCCGCAGACCUGCAGUCAUCAUGUAGUUCAGACUUAACAUCCGAGGAAUCCAUUGCAAUAAGUAUCUGUCACAUCACAGAAUCACAAACCCUCAUGAAACUGAAUGAAGAGUCCCAGGAAAAUGCUGGAGAUGCUGAAAGAGUGGCAGUAGGAGGAGAAACAGACCUACAUUUAGAAAUUAAAGCACAGAUCAAAACAUCUGACUCAACCAGUGAAGCAGAAGGAACAGAAAAGAACAUACAUGAUGCUAGUGUUUUAGUGAGAGAAGUUGAAAUUAUUUUUGGUGAUACAGUUACAGUGGAGAGUAAUAUGACUUCUGAGUCAGUCUUUCUUCAAAGUUCUCCUGAUGCAUUGAAAGUAUCUCAAAAUUCUGCGAACGAAGUUUCAGGAGAAACAGAAACAAUUCUCAAGCAAAGUGACAUCAACAUCAUUCCUGAAGAUUCUCAUGGAGAGGAGGCACACUCAAAAUCAUGUCCAGUUAUUCAUAAGAGGAAAAUGGGCUCAACUCGUAGACCUCUCAAAGGAAAUAAAGGACAAAGAAAAGAAAUAGAACAUCAUGAUGAAAAUGAGACACUUGAAUGUGAAGGUAUGAUCAAUGUAGAGAAAGAAACAUUCAGUGUGGAGGAUGAAUCCAGUACAAAUGCAUCUCCACUAAGAACCACAAAAGAUGGAGCUAAAGAACAGGAGAUGGAAUUAUGUGAGAAGAAUGAUGUUGGUCCUGUUGAAGGGUCUGAAUCUGCUCUCCUGCAGUCAUCAUGUAGUUCAGAUUUAGUUUCUGAGAAAUCCACUGCAAUAAGUAUCUGUCAUGUCACAGAAUCGCAAACCCUCAUGAAACUGAAUGAAGAGUCCCAGGAAAAUGCUGGAGAUGCCGAAAAAGUGGCAGCAGAGGAAGACAAAGACUUGCAAUUAAAAAUUGAAUCACAGAACAAAAUAUUUGACUCAACAACUAGUGAAGCUGAAGGAAUAGAAGAGAACAUCAAUGAUGUAAGUGUGGCAUUAGUCAGAGAAGUUGAAGUUAUUGGACAUACAGGUACAGGGAAGAGUAAUAUGACUACGGAGUCAGAUUUUCUUCAAACUUCUCCUGAUGCACACAUCGAAGCAUUGGAAAUAUCUGAAAAUGCUGAGAAAGAAGUUUCAGGAGAAACAGACACAAUUCUUAAACAAAGUGACAUCAGCAUCAUUCCUAAAGAUUCUCACAGAGAAGAGGCACACUCAAAAUCAAGUCCAGUUAUUCAUAAGAGAAAAAUGGGCUCAACUCGUAGACCUCUCAAAGGAAAUAAAGGACAAAGACAAGAACAUGAUGAGAAAGAGAUCUUCAGUUUGGACUAUGAAUCUAGAUAUACUGCAGUGAGUGUCUGUGACAUUUCAGAAUCACAAACCCUCCCAAAAACUCAUGCAGGGUCCCAGGAAAAUACUGGAGAUGUUGAAAUAGUGCCAGCAGAGGGAGACACAGAACAACACUUAGAAAACAAAACAUUUGACUCAAUUGCAUUUGAAGAAGAAGCAACAGAAGAGAACAUCUGUGAAGCUAGUGUUUUGAUCAAAGAAGUUGAGUUUAUUGGAGAUACAGUUACAGUGGAAAGUAAUAUGACUACUGAGUCAGAUUUGAUUCAAAAUGACACUUCCUCUGAUGCAAAACAGGAAGCAUUAAAAGUAUCUGACAAUGCUGAGUGUGAAGUUCAGGAAGAUACAGAUGCAAUUCCCAAGCAAAGUGACACCACCAUCAUUCCUGAAGAUACUCAGAGAGAGGAGGCACACUCAGAAUUCACAGUUAUUCACAAGAGAAAAAUGGGCUCAACUCGUAGACCUCUCAGAGGGAAAAAUGGACAAAGAAAAGAAAAAGAACAUCAUGAUGAAAAUGAGACACCUGACAGUGAAGGUAUGAUCAAUGUAGAGAAAGAAACAAUUAGUUUGGAGGAUGAACCCAGUCUAGAUGAACCUAGAUAUACUGCAGUGAGUGACAUUUCAGAAUCACAAACCCUCACAAUAUUUCAUGCAGAGUCCCAAGAAGAUUAUAAAGAUGUUGAAAGAGCACUAGUAGGGAGAGACACAGAACCACACUCAGUUCAAAAAGAAAUCACAACUCUUAAUUCAGCCACAUUUGAAGGAGAAGGAACAGAAGAGAUCACAUGUGAAGCUAGUGUCAAAGAAAUUGAGUUUAUUGGAGAUACAGUUACAGUGGAGAGUAAUAUGACUAUUAAGUCAGAUUUGCUUCAAAAUGACAUUUCCACUGAUGCAAAACCAGAAACAUUGAUAUCUGAAAUUGCUGAGAAUGAAGGAAAAAUGGACACAAUUCCCAAACAAAGUAACGCCAACAUCAUUCCAGAAGUUCCUCACGGAGAGGAGGUACACACAAAAUUGAGUCUUAAUGUUCAGAAGCGAAAAAUGGGCUCAACUCGUAGACCUCUCAGAGGGAACAAAGGACAAAGAAAAGUGAGAGUCGAAUCCGAGGAAAAGACUGGAGAUAUUGAAGUAUUGUUAGAAGUGGAAGACACAGAACCACGCUUAGAAAUUCAAAACCAGGAUAACGUGGUUGAUCACAAUGUGACACAAGAAAUUAUGAAUAUAAGAGAUAAUGAAGAUGAGGAGAGAAAGACCACAAAGACAGUGGACAUGUCAGUGCAGGAGCUAUGUGAUGAUUUGGAACUAGAGCAGAGACCAGAUGUAUCUCAAACACAAACUGGUCCAUCACAGGAUGAUACUGGCUCAUAUUUAUUAGAUGUCCCAGAAAGAACUGCAGAUUUUGUUAGAGACAGAUUUGCCUGUAAGAGUCAUUCUGAUCUGGUCUUGUCUGAUGCCCUGCUUAUAGAGGAAACACAAAUUCAUGUGUCAUCUGAGGAUGUUCCCCCGACAGAGAUGGUUGAAAUGCAUCCAGUCUCCAAAAGGUUUUUGCAGAAGAGAAAAAUGGGGUCAACUCGGAAGAGAGGGAAGAGAAUGGUGAAUGACGAGGAGGUUGAAGAAGAGAAAGAGGGAGAAGCUGAAAAUACAACAAAUGAUGAUGGGACCACAAAGUCAGAGGAGAAUUUAACUAUUGAAGAAGCCAUUGCAGGAUCUCCUGUACACAAGCAACUGUUUAGUUCAUCUGCUGAUAAAGAAGGCCAUGAGAUUCAGGAUAUUUGUAGUAAAUCAGAUGUGCCGACAGAAAUCUCAGAACAAAAUUAUCCAAAUUCUACCACAAAUCCAGAACUAUUGAUAGAAUCUGAAUGUUCUUCAAAUGUUGCUGCUGAGAUGAUUUCAGACCUUCCAUUGGGAGAUGCUGACACAUACUUAGGUCCUAAACAAAGUGUCAUUCCUAAAGAGUCUCUUAGAGAAGAUCAAUCAAGCUUGAAUCCAGUUGUUCAAAAACGAAAAAUGGGGUCAACACGUAAGACGCUCAGAGGGAACAAAGGGCAGGGAAAAGAAGUAGAAUCCAAAAAGAUGGAUGGAGAUAGCGAAGAAAUGACACAGGAAGAGGAUACAGAACCACAUUUAGCACCUGAGAUGAUUUCAGACCUUCCAUUGGGAGAUGCUGACACAUACUUAGGUCCUAAACAAAGUGUCAUUCCUAAAGCGUCUCUUAGAGAAGAUCAAUCAAGCUUGAAUCCAGUUGUUCAAAAACGAAAAAUGGGGUCAACACGUAAGACGCUCAGAGGGAACAAAGGGCAGGGAAAAGAAGUAGAAUCCAAAAAGAUGGAUGGAGAUAGCGAAGAAAUGACACAGGAAGAGGAUACAGAACCACAUUUAGCAACCAGUGCAAGAAAAACUGAAUGUAAAUUUGAUGAAGAGGUUGAACAAAACUUCCCCAUUGAACUUUCUUAUCCAGUGGCUUCUUCAAAAAUGUUCUCUGAAUCAGAAAAUGGAGUGAAGGAAGUUUCUCCAACUAUCCAUGACCUAUCUGAGGUGAGUGAGGAAAAGGGGAUGGAAAGUACUGGAAAUUACAGUAAUAGUGAGAAUAAGGCAAUCAAUCUCUAUGACGGGACAAAGGACAAAUUUAUCUUGACAGUUAGUCAUGAAGAUGUUGAUCAAACCGUGACUGUAGAUUACCUUGAUCAGCAUGUUUAUGUAGGAUCAGAGCCUGAACAAACUGAAAACACAGGCCAGUCUUUUCCCACACAAGAACUAAAAAACACUCAGGAUGAUGUUGUUUAUGAAAUCAGUUCCACCCAAGAAAAGAGGCGAAAGAUGGGCUCAACCCGGAGAUAUCCUAGAGUAAUGCAUGGGGAAAAUAUGGCCAAUAAUGAAGAUGGACUUGGUGUGGCAGAGGAUAGAGAAACUAAGAAAGCAGAAGAUGAUUGGGAUGAUAUGCCUUUAGCAUCAAGCAUCAGUCAGUCCAAGGAAGUGUCUUCAGUCAGUACCACAGAUCUUGAAUCAGAAAUGUUAAGUAGUGCAACUGAUUUAAAAGGUGAAAAUGAUCAUCAGAACAAUUCUGAACCCAGUGGACCAACAGUGCCUGAAACACCUGAAAAUACCCUUAAAAUAUGUGAUAAUCAGUUAGUAAAUGCUGAUGUUACCAAACAUCCACAGUCAGAGACUGUUACCACUGAGAAGAGAAGAAAGAUGGGCUCCACUCGGAAAAAUCUCAGAGAAGGAAGAAUACAAGGAAAAAGAGAUGGAUAUGAAAAAACAGAAACUACAGACACAAAUCUGCAGAUGUCUCAGGACUCUGAAAUGAUCUUAGGGGAACAAACAACUCAUGAUUACUCUAAUCAGUCAGAGGAUUCACUUCUCUGUGAGAUAGAAAGAGCAUUAAAUAAGACGUCUCAAAGUUCAAUGAGUAAUGAUCGGGAAUCAAUCGUCAAAGAGCCUAACCCUGAAGACUUAGCGAAUGCUUCUGAUCUUAAUAUGUCAGAAAACUCCGAAAUCAAAUCUCUCCAGCCGACACCAUUGGCUCACAGUGAACCCAACUCACCAGGAAGACGAAGAAGAAAAAUGGGUUCAACUCGCAAGAAUCCCAGAGAGCAGCUCAAAGCAGAAAGGGAGGAUGAAGACAAAGAGGAUGGGGAGAAAGAUGAGAAUUUAAAGACGAAUAAGCAAGAAAACAAGGAUCUUGAAAGAGUUGAGGUGUCUAUAGUGCAUAAUAUCACUGAAAACAAACUGAAUAAAGAGUAUCUUGAUGUCUCUAGUGCACACACAAUUAGCAGUCAGCUAGAAGAGAGCACUAACCCUGUUAGCCAAGAAAGGACGUCUCCAUCAACUAAAAGGAAGUUUGGGUCCAGACGCGCUAAGGGCAAACAAGGCCUUGGUAGUCUGGCCGCUUCUGAUUUUGGGAAUGAAUUAGAAGAUGGAGAUCAUAAACCAGACAGCUCUGAGGUUGAGGACAAGCUACGCAGUGAUGACUUAGAGGUUUGUGAUCCAUGCCUCACCUUACAACCAGAGAAUCAACCAAUUACCCAUCCAGUCUCGGAGCAGAGGAACAUGGAAGCCAAAAGUGAAGAAGCUACUCCAAAAGGCACUGGUGCUGGUCUCGUUUCUUUGGACCAAAUCAUGAAACAUGAUAGAAGCACUGGAGCUAAGCAGACUGUAAAUCUCAAGAACAGGAUUUCAGAUGCUGAAGUAGUUCAGUUUAACGUUGUCAUGGUGGGAAACAGCUGUGUGGGGAAAACUUCCUUCAUCAGACGCUUUCAUGAAGGGCAGUUCACUGAGGAUUACCGCUCCACUAUUGGUGUUGACACCUGUAUACAGACUGUUGCUCUGCCUGACAGAACUGUUAAACUGCAGAUAUGGGACACAGCAGGUCAAGAGAGGUUUCAUAGCCUCACCACACAAGUGUUCCACAAGGCUGAUGGGCUUCUGCUCAUGUAUGAAAUCACAUGUUCAAAUAGUUUUAUUUCUGUACGGGAUUGGAUAUCUCGAGCUCAGAAAGGGGCUCCCGAUGAUGUCAUCAUGAUGUUGCUUGGAAACAAGAAUGAUUCUGUAAAGCGUGCAGUCCAGAUUCAGGAAGGGGCAGAGCUGGCCAGAGAGUAUAACAUAAAUUUCAUGGAGUGCAGUGCUGCAACUGGGGCGAAUGUGUCAGAAUCCAUGAGAACUCUUGCAGAGUUGUUAAUGCAGCGCAAAUCACAGAAGGAGAGACACACAACAUUGAGAAGAGAACCAUCACAGAAGAAAUCUGGUUGCUGUUGAAAACACACUCCCUCACACACAACAUGCAUGACCAUUCAACAGUUUGGGUUAGUUAGAUAUUUUUUGUAGAAAUGAAUACUGUUAUUCAGCAAUUAUGCAUUAAAUUGAUCA